AUGGCUACUAAAGGUUUAGGGUUGAAUAUCAGAGAAAUUACUGACAGAUACAGGUUAGAUUAAAAAAUUGGUAAAGGUUCAUUUGGCGAGGUUUAUCAAGCUUAAUUGUUAGAUGAUAAGCAAUAAGUCAUUUUAAACAAAAGUGUGGCAUUGAAAUAGUAAAACCUCUAUAAAUUCGUAGAAAAUGCUAACGCUAAAGUUAAGGAUAAAUUCACAUUAGAAAUUCUCAGAUUGAUCAGAGAAAUUGCGACAUUCGAGUUGAGACAUCCAAAUAUUGUUGAAAUAGAAGAUGCCUUUCUAACUUCGGAAAAUAAAUUUGUAAUUACAAGUGAGCUAGCUGAAACUAAUUUAGAAACAUUCGUACAAAGGAAAUUGAACUAUGAGAAGAAGCCUUAUAAUGUUUCAGAAAUUUCUUUUAUCAUGCUCUAAUUACUAGAAGGAUUGGGUUAUAUUCAUGAUAGUGGCUUUAUUCACAGAGAUAUAGCUCCAGAUAACAUUCUAGUCUUUAAAGAUGGAAUUAUUAAAAUUUGUGAUCUUGGUAUCGCUUCCUUUGGAAAGCAUACUACUCUAGAUGCUGGCAAAGAUACUCAUAAAGCUCCAGAGAUCAAAUUAGGCAGACAGUAUGAUAAUAAAGUUGAUAUUUGGUCUCUAGGUAUUGUACUUCACUACCUAAUGACGGGAUCAGAUAAAGAUAAAAAAGGCAACUUUAUAAAUAGUAUACUUUCAGAUCCUGAAGGUCCAGAAUAGAAAAUCGUAUUGCCUGAUUAGUAUUCUCAAUUCCAAUAAAUCUUCAACAGAAUGACAACAUUCAAGGCUAAUUUAAGACCAACUAUCGAGGAAUUGAAAGGAGAAUUUCUUAAACUAGUUCAAGAUAAGCAAUAAUACUACAGGUACUAGAAUUAUGUGAUGAACUAUUACUAUACUCAAACCAAGCAAAUAGUUGAAACUCAAAUGCAGCUAUUCAAAAAGAACGCUGAUUACCACUUAAAAAAUAAUCAAAUCAAAAACAGUGAGGCAACUCAAAAUAACCUUACAGAUCUGGUCAAGGAUUUGAAAUCAUAUGACGAAAUGAUAAAGUCCUACAUAAAUAAUAAGACUGAAGUGAAAUUGCAGAAAAAAGUUGCAACUUUACAAGUCUAAUAUGAAGAGAAAAAGCGUAAUGAUCAGGUAAAGAAUGAACCAGAAGUUAAAUCUUUAACAGCGCAAUAAAUAUCCCAAUGCGAAUUAGAAUACAGAAGAUUGGUAGACAAACAUGUUAAAUAAUAAGGAAAUGCGAAUGAGUUAGUCUUUAAACUUAAUGGUUAAUGCAAAUUGCUUUACAAAGCAACAAGAGAUGGUUUCAAAGCGGCUGAUUUCCAUUCAAAAUGUGAUAACCAGAGUCCUACGGUAAGCUUUAUCUUGAGCGAGUUCGGCCUGAUCUUUGGUGGUUACACAUCUAUCCCGUGGACGGCUCCAGAGAACCUUUAUUAAAACAAUUCUGAUGGAGAAGCUUUUAUCUUCUCACUUUCUAAGAAUACCGUGCACAAUCAACAUCAAAACACUGGUUAUGCGGUAUCUCACUUCAAGAAUCAGAUGAUGUAAUUCGGAAUGUCUGAAAUACAAAUUAAGGAUGACUGCAAUGAAAAGAGAACAAACAGUUCUAAAAUUGGAAGUACAUAUUAGACUAGUAAUGGCAUAGAGUUUGGAUCUCAAAAGUCUGAGGAUUAUCUAGCAGGGGCGAAGAAAUUUAAAGUCUUGGAAGUUGAAGUUUACUCAGUAGCUGUUUGA
Molecule: messenger RNA, 1767 nt
Organism: Stylonychia lemnae
Lineage: Eukaryota; Ciliophora; Spirotrichea; Sporadotrichida; Oxytrichidae
Source: the annotation of a GenBank genome assembly